CUCUCUCUCUCUCUCUCUCUCUCUCUCUCUCUCUAGCUUUACAUCCUCUCUCCUAUUCUGCAAUCCUUGUUUGAUUCGGAAUUUUCUGGUAUCUUGGUACCAGUCUGCCCAAACCUCUCCCUUGUCUUUUGAUUACAGGGAAGCAUUAUUACUCAAUUUGGUCUUGCCUUCCUCCACACACCACCCCCACCCCCCCCCCCCCCCCCCCACCCCCCCCAAACACAUCUUUUCCAUACCUCAGCCAUUUGCUGCCUCUCCCAUCUGUUUCAAACGUUCUGGUUUUUUAUCUGCAUAUUCCUGAAAACCAGGAUAUACGAAUACCAUGAAGAAGGUUGUCAUAUUGAAGUUGGAUUUACACGAUGACAAAGCCAAGCAGAAGGCCAUGAGGACGGUCUCUACUCUUUCGGGGAUUGAUUCCAUCUCAAUGGACAUGAAGGAUAAGAAACUAACGGUGAUAGGGACCGUGGAUCCGGUAAAUGUGGUGAGCAAAUUGCGCAAAUAUUGGCCAACGACAACUAUGAUCUCAGUAGGGCCUGUAAAAGCACCUGAAAAGAAAGAGGAGCCAAAGAAGGAAGAACCCAAGCCAGCAGAGGAGCCAAAGAAAGAGGAAGCAAAGAAGGAGGAAGCAAAGAAAGAAGAAGAGAAGAAAGAAGAACCCAAGAAAGAGGAAGAAAAGAAGGAAGAAGAGAAGAAGGAAGAAGAGAAGAAGAAAGAGGCGCCGCCGCCCCCGCCAGACCCUGUCCUAGAGCUGGUUAAGGCUUACAAAGCUUACAAUCCGCACCUUACCUCAUAUUACUAUGUGCAAAGCGUGGAGGAGAACCCAAAUGCCUGCGUUGUUUUAUAAAAUGGGCUACCAAAUUUAAACUGAGUGGGAGAGAUGAAUCUUCCUUGGUUUUGUUAAAUGGUAUUGGAGUUUUGUCAAAUAGUAUAGGAGGAGGCAGGCAUUCAUAUGCAGGCAACUCCGGUCCAAGAUUCAAGAAGACAGGAGCUCUUGUAUAUAAGACGGGGGUAAUGCUUCAUUGAUCGUUCUAAAGCUUAAUGAUCAGUAAACUGCAGAGAUCAGGGAAUAAAUAAAUCUUUGAAUUUGGUUUGAACACUA
Messenger RNA from Carya illinoinensis, 1099 nucleotides. Its product is annotated as heavy metal-associated isoprenylated plant protein 39-like. The record is from RefSeq and is a predicted model, not a curated record. Bases 323 to 844 code for a protein of 173 amino acids. The transcript is spliced from 3 exons. NCBI's taxonomy places the organism in Eukaryota, Viridiplantae, Streptophyta, Magnoliopsida, Fagales, Juglandaceae. Gene Ontology annotation, molecular function: metal ion binding.